Varanus komodoensis (Komodo dragon) is the source of this 11472-nucleotide messenger RNA. RefSeq names its product kinase suppressor of ras 1 (gene KSR1). NCBI's taxonomy places the organism in Eukaryota, Metazoa, Chordata, Lepidosauria, Squamata, Varanidae. The coding region runs from base 1196 to 3658 and encodes 820 amino acids. Gene Ontology annotation, biological process: protein phosphorylation. Gene Ontology annotation, molecular function: protein kinase activity; ATP binding. The transcript has 19 exons. The record is from RefSeq and is a predicted model, not a curated record.
UCCAAGUGCUGGGAGAACCCACACUAGCUCUCAGGAAAUGAUGUGUCAUAAAAAUUAGAAAGCCUAAAGCAGGUGGCAACUCCCCCCCCCCCAAAGGUGCAUAUCUCUAUAACAGCUUUUCCUAGGCCUGUGUUUUCCCUCCAAAUGUGGGAUUGCAACCACCAUCAUCCCCAGCCAGAAUAGCCAUUGACUGUAGAUGGGGGGCAUUGCAGUCACAAACUUGAUGGAACAAUUGAAGACACAACCAGCCAGAGCUGAGAGAAGCAUAAAACCAGUUAGAGGGACACAUACUGUGGAGAAAUCCUUUGCCUCUCUGUUUAGUUCAGCCACAUUUAUUUUCAUUAUUUGUUUGUCUCUGCAGUUUAUUAUGAUUUUCCAUUCUCUUUUAACAAUAAUAACAAGAGAGACAUUAAAAAAACACCCUUGGAAAAGCAAAUACAUUGCGAGUGGUUCAAAAUUAUGUGGAGGAAAAAGAAGCAUGGAAUUAAAUUUGUUCUUCUGGAUAACUCAGUGGCACGUGAGCUGUUUUAUAUAGGUUUACUCAGAAGUAGGUUGUACUCUGUUCGGUGAAGCUUACUCUGAAGAAAGUAAGCAGCCUCCUUGGGGAGGAAGCCCAAACCAGCCACCAACCGACCUGCUGUUUGCUUUCUCAUCUGCCUCAUCUCUCCAAUACUGAUCUACCUUACAGGGCUGUAGUGAGGAUUCCAUCAGCAAAAGAUACGAGCACUUGAAUACUUCCAGAUCCAUGCGCUGUUCCAACAUGGCACUGCUCUUUUGGCCUCGCUCUCCUUGAUGGAUAUUUUUGUGCCAAGAAAAACAAAGCUGGAAGAAGUAAUGGAUGACAGGAAAACAUGGCAGGGUGACAGAUGCAACCUGGGACCCCCAUAAAAUGCUGUGAAUGAUGGAACGGUGUGGCUUUUGUUAAAACUUCAUCUGGAAGCAGCUCUGGGCGAAUGCAAAAACCUUUCCCUGCUGCGUUUUGCUUUUCUGGCAAAAGAGCCAGUACCAGAAGAAGGUGAAAGUCGUCCGUUAUAUUGGAAUCCAACUUCAGUGCAAGCUGAGCAUCCCCCCGAGCGAAAGGACGGUCGAGUUGAACAGCUACCCGAGAUUCAGCGACUGGCUGUAUCUCAUCAACGUGAGGAAAGAGGUUGUCCAGAAAAUACCGGAGGAGCUGACCCUUGAUGCCUUACUGGAAAUGAACGAGUCGAAGGUGAAAGAGACCAUGAAGAGGUGCGGGGCCAGUGUGGAAGACUGUUCGCGGCUGAACGGUGCCCUUGCCUGCUUGCGGAAAGUGACCCGGGCAGGUGCGGAAUCCAGGGAUGACUCAGUCUGGCACCAGCCGGGCACGUGCCGUGAAAACAGCCUGAUGCCCCCCCCCGAACUGCCUCCCUGCCCCAUGGGGCUCUCUUGGAUGCACGGCAGCUUGCCGCUCCUGAAGGGCAACGGCCCGCAGCCCCGCUCCGUCUCAGUCUCUGCGAUCCUGUCGUCGGACACCCUGCCCUUGGGCCAAGGGCCCCCUUCCUCCACCGAAAGCCUCCUGGAGUCAUUCGCGUUCCCCACCCCGUGCGGGAGGCGCAACCUCCGCACGCCGCACAGCAUCACCAUCACGCCGCCCGCCACCCCCCAGCUCAAGAGGGGCAAACCUCCGCGGACCCCUCCCCCACCGAGCCGGAAGGUUUUCCAGCUGCUGCCCAACUUCUCGACCCUCACGAGGAGCAAGUCCCAUGAAUCCCAGCUCGGCAACCGGAUCGACGAAGUUCCCCCUGCAAAAUUCGAUCUCCCCCAGGGAUCUCCUCAAACGGUACGAAGGAAUAUUGGUCUGUCUGUAACACACAGAUUCUCCACGAAGUCGUGGCUCUCUCAGUCAUGCCAGGUGUGUCAGAAAAGCAUGAUGUUCGGAGUGAAAUGUAAACACUGCAGAUUAAAAUGUCAUAACAAAUGCACCAAAGAGGCCCCACCAUGUAGAAUAUCUUUCUUACCCCUAGUAUCACCGUUAAGGCGGACGGAGUCUGUCCCUUCGGAUAUCAAUAAUCCCGUGGACCGACCGUCAGAGCCACAGUUUGGAACUCUCCCGAAAGCACUAACUAAAAAGGACCAUGCCCCGGCCAUCAACCACCUCGACUCCAGCAGUAACCCUUCCUCUACCACCUCUUCCACGCCGUCUUCUCCGGCCCCCUUCCAGUCUUCCAACCCCCCCAGUGCGACGCCACCCUUAAACCCGUCGCCCAUGGGCCAGCGGGACAGCCGGUUCAACUUUCCAGCUGCCUACUACAUUCAGCAUAGACAACAGUUUAUCUUCCCAGAAAUUCCCAAUAUCCCGCAUGUAACACAGCCUCCUGAAAGUACUGAAAGUACUAAUGUCGAUGAACACCUAGAGAUAGAUGGCGUUGAAGAACGUGAUACAGAGCACACGGAAGAGCAGGAAGCAAACAAGUCUGAAGUGGAGGAUGACGAAGACGAAGUCGAUGACCUUCCCAGCCGGCGCAGCCGCUGGCGGCGGAUGAUCUCGCGCAAGGCCAGCCAGACGAGCGUCUACCUGCAGGAGUGGGACAUUCCAUUUGAGCAGGUGGACCUGGGCGAGCCCAUCGGCCAGGGCCGGUGGGGGAAGGUCUACCGAGGCAGGUGGCACGGGGAGGUCGCCAUCCGAUUGCUGGAGAUCGACGGCAACAACCAAGACCACUUGAAGCUUUUUAAGAAGGAAGUGAUGAAUUACAGGCAAACGAGGCACGAGAAUGUUGUGCUUUUCAUGGGGGCCUGUAUGAACCCCCCUCACCUGGCCAUUAUUACCAGCUUCUGCAAAGGAAGAACACUUCACUCUGUUGUAAGGGAUCCCAAAAUACCCUUGGAUAUUAAUAUGACCAGGCAGAUCGCUCAGGAAAUCAUUAAGGGCAUGGGGUACCUUCACGCCAAAGGGAUCGUACACAAAGAUCUGAAAUCCAAGAACGUUUUCUAUGAAAACGGCAAAGUGGUCAUCACGGACUUCGGCUUGUUUGGCAUUUCUGGCGUGGUUCAGGAAGGGAGGCGUGAAAACGAGCUGAAACUGCCCCACGACUGGUUGUGCUACUUGGCCCCAGAGAUUGUGCGUGAGAUGGCUCCAGGGAAGGAUGAAGACAAGCUCCCGUUCUCCAAAGCGGCCGACGUCUAUGCUUUUGGGACUGUGUGGUACGAGCUCCAGGCCAGAGAAUGGCCUUUUAAACGCCAGCCAGCUGAAGCGUUGAUCUGGCAGAUCGGGAGUGGCGAAGGCAUGAAGCAAGUCCUUGCAGCAAGCAACUUCGGGAAAGAAGUUGGCGAUAUCCUGUCGGCCUGUUGGUCCUUCGAUGUCAGUGAGCGUCCCAGCUUCCCGCUUCUGAUGGAAAUGCUGGAAAAAUUGCGGAAGCUCAACCGGAGGCUUUCUCAUCCGGGGCACUUCUGGAAAUCAGCUGAGUACGUAUUCACCUGCAUCUGCCUCUCCUUGUGUCCGAGCUGCUUUUGGCCUUUACGCUUUCCUGCUUCUAGGUUGCUAACUUGGCAGAGGUGGAUUCAACCAAUGCUAUGUAUGUUCCCCCUCCCCUGUCAGUGGGGCUUAAGUGCGAGAUUCAUCCCCCUGCCGCAAAAAUCCCCGUGCAGUUUCUUUCGCUCAGUGUGGGUUCCCAGUAAGUUCCUGGUUACAUCCGUCUGAUGCCUCAAAGCAUAUCCAGGCCAGCAACUGAUUGUGCUUGCAAGACCGAACGCUUGUGCAAUGCUGCUUUUGCCAAAACAAGCAGAAAUUUUCCCUGGAAAAGGCUGGUCAGCAGAACUUGUGGAAAGGAACUCUCCUAACCUGUCCCAACGUGGAAAUAACAGUUUGCACCCAUUUCUGGGGACAGUUAGAAGUGCACAAGGCCUAUUGUGCAGGCAGUGGGUCCCGUAGGUGCUGCUGGUUAUUGCCCUUCAAGACUAACACGUCUUCUGGCAGAAGCUUUGGAGGACUAGAUGUGGAAAGGGUUGCUCUCUUAGUAACCAUGCAUUCAUGUGUUUGUGGGGGCACUGGAAGAGAGAAGUCAGGAGUGACUCAGAGGAAAUGUGGGGCCGAAAGGAUAGAGCAUGACAAUCUCAAGGCACAGAUUUGGAAAGAAAAAGGGCUCACAAUUGCCAGAAUGCCCAGUCAAAAUCCUGGUCUAGGUAAUCGGAUUACAACAGAAGCCGUCAAGUCUGGUCAGACAGAGUGGAAAUCUAUCAGUCUUGUGAAGACAUUUGUUCUGGUAGAAACCUCUGUCUUUUGAACAUCUGUCUAUAUAUUUAAAGCUGUGUGUCUUAGCAAAAGUGUCUUCACCAGGCACCAAAAUCAGAGUCAAGCAGCAGGGAGUUCCUUAGAUAGGGAGCCAGUUUUCCAAAGCUGGGUGGGCACUCUGAGUGGACCCCAAAGGGACAGCAGAUGCAAACAGCAAACUGUUCUUAAUACCACUUCUGCCUCUGCCUCUGCCUCUGCCUCUGCCUCUGCCUCUGCCUCUGCCUCUGCCUCUGCCUCUGCCUCUCUCUCUCUCUCUCUCUCUCUCUCUCUCUCUCUCUCUCUCUCUCUCUCUCUCAAAUGCAUGCAUGCAAACACAAAUUCCUUCUAACUUGUAACUCGACCAUCUUACGAAAUGAACUCUACUCCGCAAAGCCUCUGCUGUGAUGAAGGCACUCAUUUCCAAGGCAGGCGCAGGCGUGAGCACCUUGUAUUCCCCCCGGCUAAUUUCACUCGGCCUUUGGCCUACUUUCCAAAGCCAUCUGCCAAAGAUUAGUUCAGACCUUUGGCAGGCGUGAUCGUGAUCCGUCCUUCCUAGCAGCCGGCUCAGUGGAGCGGGAAUGGGGUGGGAAGAGAGAGCGAGCAGUGGGUGCCUGGGCGGACAGAAAGGGGUUGCCGAAUGCGAGGGAAGGCGGAAAAAAGGGGUUCCCUUGCUUGUGCUGCCCUCUCCAGGUUGUUGCCUUCAUCCCUGCACAAGGCCUGCCUACAUCUCCAAAACGAGCGGAUGCUGGCCACCGCUGGUUUAAGAGGCCCAGUUAUUUUUGUUGCGACAAGCGAAUGCCGGGGCUUUGGGGUGGAGCUUUGCCUCUUCUCCCUCUGCUUGUUUCUUAGUUUCCUGCCAACUUCCAAAAAGUCACGAUAACAAUUAAUGGGUUUCUAUCUGGCCCUUUUCCCUUUUGUAAGGAAUCCAAGGUGGCAUAUAGAACUUCCUCCCCCUCUCUGCCUUAUCCUCACAACAACCCUGUGAGGUGGACUAGGCUGAAAGCCAAAAUCACCCAGAGUUUCAUGGCUGAGUAGGGCCUAGAACUUGGAUCUCCCAAGUCCCAGUACAAGACCCUAACUAGUGCACCCCUUGUGGGUUCAAAUGUGCCACAACAUUCAGCUAGAAAUUUGGGAGGCAGAGAAAGAGCUGAAAGGUGUGCCUGUUUAGGAAGGAGACAGUCUUCCAUGCUAGCUGGGGAAUGUUGGGAGUUGUGCAACUUUAUUUUCUCUAAAUGUGAAGAGGGCCCCAGCUUUGUUCACAGAGACCCAGGAAUCCAGAGAUAAAUUGAGGGCAGGGAAUAAUAUGUUGAAACAAUGCACUGGUUUGCUUCCCGCUGCUGACUUGGGCCGGUUUAACUGCAAGUGCAAACUAACAUAGCUUUCUUGUGUGUGUUUGUCCCCCCACCUCUCUGUUUUUGUCUUCCGCCCUCCUGUCUUCUAGGUUGUAGCUACUGAUGCGAUAACUCGAUUCUGCCUUGCACGCUUUCCUUCUCUCCUAACUUGCUCCACCACUUGGACAACACUUAAUACAGUGCGCACACACACACACACACACACUCCUUUUAACCCUUGCACUCUCCCAGUGCUUCUAUGAAUUCUUGUUUCCUGCCUCUCCUCUUGGUGUGGGCUGCUAACCGCAAUGACUAUUCCUGUCUGUGGGAAUUGGGCACCUAUUAACACCCGGCACGGACUCAGUUCUCUUCCGCUGAAGCAUGUUUGACCACCGGCUGCGACACUUGCCAGUCCUUCUUCGAGUUGGCCCCCUGGCUCUUUUUCUCAGCUCCUACAACCAGGUGUAAGCUAAACAGACGGAAAAACCAACCAACAACCCAUGCACUUCCCUCUUGGUCGCCCAGCGAAAGAACCUUAAAAGAUGCUGCCUGUUCUUAAAAUUGUCACAGCUUCAGUUGGGACAAUGAUUGCUGGGUGUCCCUCCGCUCUUCCAAAAGAUGAAUUAAAAUCAGGGUUUUUUCCCCAAAUAAAGAAAUCUGGGAGGAUUGUCUUGUAUUAAUUUUAGGCACUUAAUUGUUGAAUUGAUUAAUUUGGCCUGUGAUUGCAUGGAAGUAAAAGAAUACUGAUGAUUACUUAUUAUUUAUAAUAACAUACGCUCAAUUUAUUAUUUUUAUCAUUUCAUAAUUCUCUAGUUUUAUUAAAGACAACUGCAGUGUGUUGCUUUUUGUUUUGGAAAUGAAAGCCCAACUUGAUGAUCUUCCACUUGGAUUUUUGUGCAUACAUUCAGAACAUAAUUGAUUCUUACUCCUGUUUUCCUCCCUUCCCCCUUUCCUACCCCUAACCUUCUCCUUUCACAUUAACAGUAGCAAAGUUGUCAUCCGGUUUGAACGAUUUCCCUUGGGAGAUUUGGAAUCCAGUAAUCAAAAGAUUUAGCUUGGCGUGUUUGGGCCAUUAUAUGUGAUUGGUGUCUGUAUCACUUGCAAAACGGUUCUGGGACUGCCAUGGAUUUUCCAAAUAAUGGAAAAAGUGUGUUGUGACCUCACCGUGGGUUACCAGCAAGACUUCAUUUAGACUCUGGUAACAUUUGCUUAUGAAGUUUUGCAUCAGCAACUUUACAAAAUGUUUACAUUCUGACUCCCUUUUCCCCGUGUGAAUUAUAUUUUUGCCAGUUGAUAAUGAAUGUGACCGGAGGCUUUUUAUUUAAAAAAAUCUGUACUUUUUCCUCUUCAAAUGUUCCAGCGGCACUGUUUAAGCGACCUGAUGAUAAAUCUUGGUUUCAUCUAUGGAGAAGCAGUGGUUUUUCGUUUUGCCCAGAAAAUGCCCCACCCUUUUGAAGUGAAUCCCUUAGGGAUUGUCUACACAAAAUAUUUAAACUGGUUCAAAACUGCCUGAACUGUCUCAGCUUGUCCUUUGAAGAACUCUUGGAAUUGUUGCUUUUGUGAAGACCUGGAAUAUCCCUUUUCAGAAACACACACCUUUUCCCAUCUAUGUUUGAAAACUGCAACUGUUUGAAAGUAUUUCUUGUAUGGAAACUCGUGUACAAUAUCUGUUUCGCUCAGAAGCUGCUUGAAAAGAAGAGAGAGAGACCUUGUGAUGGCUUUGGAUUGUGUAACGAGGUUUCACAUGUGAAAUUUAGUGAUUCACCUAGAUGUUGUCAACUUGGUUGAGAAUGCCUGUAUCUUUUUUUUGAACAAGAUUCUACCUCUGUUUCUUCUCUUCUGAACCUAGUUUUGGGAUGGGACUCAGCUUGGCUAGUGGUCAGGGAUGAUAGGAGUUGCAGUCCAACAAUAUCUUGGGGGCGCCUGGUUCCUUCCUCCUCAAGGAUUCUCUGAACUUCCCUGCUCAGACUCGGUCUGUUCCAGCCCAAAAUAUUUUAUGAGCAUCAUAACGAUGAAGCUCAAUUUCUUGGCUUUGUCUAAUUUGAAGUGCAGGAUUUGGUGUGGCUGUGUUCAGUGACUUUUCUUUUAUGCAUAGGAUUUCAAUAUUUCUGAUUUUUCUUUGAGCAUCUAGGAAGUGUGUGCAGCAGAAAAAGGGUUUUUUUCAGCCAGGUGGGCACUUAUUCCAUUGAUAACCCCUCUGACACGGUAUAAGUGAAAUGUGUUUCACACCAAGUGAUCCAAGAGGCAAGGAAAAGAGGUUGCGAUCCACACGUGGCCCUGUCAGCACAAGGAGAAGGUGGAAAGCUUGCAAGAUUUUCUACACGAGGCUAUAAAUGGCUAGAUCUACUCAGCAUUGCCCCAGCUUUGGGAUCCAAGCUCUGUACUUCCACGUUCAGCUUUCCUGCUUGCCCAUCCCCUAAAUGGAGUUGUGCCAAAGCAGAAAAAUGCAAAUAUACCGGGAGAAGGGAGCACCAUUUUCCCUGUUGUAAUUUAAUACCCUUCCCCCCACUUUAACAAUAAUAAUAAGCUUGGAAAGUGUUGUGAAAAAGUCCCAAGCAAAAUGGAAGGAUUGCAGUGUUUUCUCAAGAACCCAUAAAUAGCAGUGCUUAACCUGCUCCUCUUCCAGACAAAACCAUUCCAGAAUCUGCAGGGUGUGAAGUGGCAUCACACCUUGUCACAGUGUAAAUGCAACUUUGGAAAAGGGGACAGCUGGAGCCUGAAGGACUAGAUGGCUGCUUUUGGUUUGACUUCAUGCUGCAUUCUUGAUUGUGCUUGAAGCAUUGAAAGGGGAACAUAAUUCUGUGUUGACUGGAGAGAGUCGUAUCUUCCCAGUGAAAGUGUUGUUAAGCAGAACCUCCAGCCAAAAAGAGAAUUUAAAAGUGGUAGCUUGACACUGGGGAAAAACCAGAUGAUGUGGCAAUAAGGGAACCUGCUUUUCUUUGCCCAUUCCAAGUUUUCUUUUUUGGGAUAGGCAGAAAAGGUGUUUUCUAUUUCCUGCAAUACAGGAAGAGACUGUGGAGUUGCUAAAAGUCGCAGGGGUUUUGUCGGGUGUCCAAAAAUGGCCCUCUGAUGUCAUCCUGGUUUGUCAACAGUUUAUCUGACAUAUGCAAGCUUUCCUAUUUCAGGAGAAUACUUCUGCACUCGAGGCCAGUUCUUGCUUAGGUGUCGGACACGUGCAGGGCAAUUAGAGGAUUGGAUGCUGCUUUUAGGUCUAUGAACAUGCUCUGCAAAUAGAAAACUGCCAGGGGAAACAGUGCCCAGCUUUUCUUCACCUUGACAUGCUCCAUUUCUAGAAGCGGGGAAUUGGAGGAAUGUAUGUUGUGGCAGCUGGCUGUGAUGUGUGCAAGUCACUCCAUGGCCCCCAUCCUAGAGUGAGUUGACCUUCUUGCCACCGCUUUCAUUAGCUUCUUUUGCUCCUUGUUCUCUUGCUUGUCAGGUUCCCCGCUUGCCUGCUUGCCUGCAAGGGGAUCAGGGUCCUCACCACCACCAGAUCGGGGCCAGGGCAAGAGACAGGGCAACAAGCAGGUUGUAUUUGCAAGGAGCAGCAAGCCAAACUCUGAUGCGGGUCUUUGCAGGGUGUGGGCUUCCUUCUAGGGCCCUGAAGGCUGGAAGUCAUUCUAGUGUUGGGUGUGGACACAAGGGACCAUCAGCCAUGCUUCAGAAGCUGAGGAAGCCUUUCCAGAGGAGAAGGACCCUCCUUGAUGGACACCCAUGAAGAACCGAGACUGUAUCAUGCCACAGACACCUUCCCCCCUGUCUGACGUGGUGCAGCCAAACCGGGACAUAGCAAGUGAACUGUGGUCCUUUGUGGGAUGUUCAGGCCAGUUUCGGGGGGGCUAAUCUCCCACCCCCGUGCGCUGACUCACCGCUGAACCAGCCUGUGUGUGUUUUGUGGGUUCUCUUCCUCUUGGAGUGCCGGGUCUUCUGGAGACCUCACCACCCCUAAUAUACACAGACCCACUCACACUGCAAAGGGUCAGCGCAGUGGGUUUUGCCUGCAUUGGCUUCGUUGCUCAGACCACGUGGAUGCAACGGCCUUGCAGUUGUCAGUUCUGUAGUGCCACGGGAGCGGUUGUGAAGCCAGUGGAGCCUCGUGGCCACAAUCCGUGGCCCCAGUUGGCAAUCCUGUCUCAGCUUAAGAAGCCCAGAUACAUACCAUCCAUGAUCCAGAGCGUGCUGCUGGGUCCUCCUUGGUGAGCCUCAGUGUGAACCCAUGAUCCACAAAUUAGCCAUUGUUGUCCUUGGCCGUGGCCGGAGGGACAAGAUCUUAUGCCUAUUUCAUGCCUUGGUUUUAAAUCCUAAUGUGUUUUGAAGCUGAGAAUGAAACUUUCCCAGUUCAGAUGGUCACUUGGUUCCCUGAGGAAGGAAGAGGUGGUGCGUUUGUGCCUGAGACACCCUCAUGUUUCUAUUCCUUAAACCAAGAUAGGAUCUUCCAGACCAAGCCAUUGUUCUCCACCCCAAGCUUUCAAACAAUGUCUCCCCUUCAGAAACAUUUCCUUCCAUUCGACUUACGGUUGAAUCCUAAUUAGCUGCAUCUGCGCCCUUCUGGUUUCUCUGGAACUUGGCAGGACUCCGUUGAAUAAGCUUCGCAAACGCAGUGCCUGGAGCUUUCCAGGUGGCUUGGAUGGCACCUCCUAGCAUGCUGGUUGGAGGGGACUGAUGGGAGCUGUAGUGCACAGGUUUUGGAGGGCACCAACUCCGGGAAGAGUGGCAGAGCAUUUCUUGGCCGCUGCUUUCGUAGGCUCGUCAGUGCCAGCCACGUGCGUCCUUCAUGGCCUCUUCUGAAUGCCGUUUUGUGGAGCACUUCCUGCCUGCCAGGUUGCUCCCAGGUUGCGCGUGUGUUGGGUGUGUGGAAUGUGACUCUGGGAUGGAUUAGUCCUGUUCACUGGGCCACUGCCAUGAGGUUUAAUCACAAAGAUGUCUCCUAAGGUGAAGAGAAAGUUAGAGGAGAAUCCAAUAUUAUUCACCAGGGUUAGAGGCCUUGUAUCCAGUUUGUCAACAGUAAGUGCGGCUGUUAAUCGAUACCGCACGCUUUGCUGCAUCUGUCCGAGUCUUUUGCAACCCACGUUGUGUAUCUGACUGCGCACACCCACACGCUUCUCGGUGCUUAGGAGGAAAAGAUGGGAAUAUGCCUCUUUCUUCUCAAUACCUGCUCUUUGACUGCCUCACCUAUUUAUCCCACCACUGUUAAUAGAACUACCUUCCAUAAAUUCUGUCUGAUCUUUUCUUAAAGCUAUCAAAAGGUUUAAAAAUUUGAAAUCAGUUAAUACAAAGUUCGACCCAUCAGAAGAUGCUCAUGGCAAUCCUGUCACCCCAUCUCUGUUUACACUGGUGUCCUUUGAAGUCACUUUACUUCAUGCUGGCAGGAGAAAGGGGAAGCUGUCCUGGUUUGUACCCGAAUUGCUCUGGGAGUGUUGCAUGAUGAAAAGGGACCCGGCACCUAUUAAGUUCCUAAUUGUUUGUAUCUAUUCCUUCUCGUGGUGAUUGUAAGGGAGUGAAUUAGCACUGUGAGUCUGCAUAUUUUUGGUGUUGUACAAAAUAAAAACCGUGCAGCUGUGUGUUAAGGGACUUCUUGGGCACAGCUUUAACUGUGUGUGUAAAAUGAAGUCUGUAAUAUUGGUGAAAAUGGACUUUUUUUCUUUUCAAAUGUAAUGUAAACUUUGUACAGUAAAUAUAUAUAUAAAUAUAUAUAAAUAUAUUUUCUAUCAACUGAGUUUGUCUUCCAAAACAGCUAUUAAUUUAAUUUAAAAAUAGUAUUAACAAUGAGCGCUGCCGUUAGUUCAGGCCAACUGUUAAAAAAAAUGAAACAAAGUACGUUCUAUACUAAUGAAAUUCUGACUAUUUGAGAAUUCUUCUGUGUGAAUAAAACUUUGCUCUGGAUGAAGCAACGGAAGUUAUGACUGUUUAAAAAUA